AUGUCUAUAGUAGAACUUCUGAAUACAGUUGAUAAACUCGCCAGAGUCAUAAAUCAGAAGAACCAAGAACUAGAAGAAUUGAAAAAAGGAUACGAUGAGAAAUUGUAUUUAAUAAAUAACUAUGUACGAAGAUUGGAAAGUGUAAUAACAGAUCAUUGUGGUGAUGAUGAUGAUGAUGAUGAUGAUGAUGAGUUUAGAGAAAUAAAUGAUGAGAAAUUGAUACAUACACUUUCCAAUGAUAUUAAUUGUCCAAAUUGUAAUCAUAAAGUUUGGAAUAAUAAAGAAUCUGAAUUUAUAUUAUUACCAAAAUCACAGGUGAAGUAUUUAGUUAGAGGUAAGUCAACAAGUGAAAGUAAUCAACCUGAGACAGAAAGAAUUCACUCAUACACCCAACAGACAUCUUCUUCAUCUACACGACUGUUUCCUCAACAACAGCUGAAAUCUAAAAAUAAAUCGAAAGUCAUUUGUUCAUUCUGUAAAGAGCCAGGUCAUACAAGAGCUAAAUGUCUAACAAGAUUAAAUACACCAGCUACAACAAAUUAA
Molecule: messenger RNA, 543 nt
Organism: Hemisphaericaspora subhashii
Lineage: Eukaryota; Fungi; Ascomycota; Pichiomycetes; Serinales; Debaryomycetaceae
Exons: 1
Coding region: 1-543 (180 amino acids)
Molecular function (GO): zinc ion binding; nucleic acid binding
Source: RefSeq, a predicted model, not a curated record